AUGGUUCAUAACCACGAGGGCUAUCCCGAAGUCGAAGCUGCAGAUAUGAUACCGGAACAAUGCAUAACUGAGGAGAAUGACGUCAGUGCCGGUGUCGAUUGUACAGCAAUCUUUUUGGACAUAUUUAAGGACAAAAUGUUUAACAGUUUUACGGAACUACAGACAAAAAUGGAUGAAUUCCAACGCAUCACUGGUUCUCUUUAUGGGAAGCGAAAUACAAAACGCUUCCCUGCUGAGUCGCCUUACGCACACACCUUGGUUUACAAGUCCUUUGCGUAUGAAUGUUAUCAUUACGGCACGCACAACUGCGACGCAUCUAUCCAGCGAGUUCGAAGAUCCGCUAAGAUUGGGUGUCGCUCAAGAAUCCACGUCAGCUGCUAUCGCAACAAGCUCAAAAUCGUGCGUUUUGAUGUGAAACACAAUCACGAUGUUGCGCCAGAACACGCUAAAGCCUAUCCCCGGAAUCGACGGUUAACCCAACCCCAAUUAGCCAUUGUAGGGAGUAUGUUUCAAGCCAAUCAGGACAGUCAUGCAAUAAAGGACUUUAUUGAGAGUAAGUUGAAACCCCGCUUCGAAAGCCGAUUCUUAGACACAUUCCACACACCAUGCACUAUGUCCGACGUACGAAACAUCAAAGCUAAACUGAAAGCAUCUGCACAAGCCUCGGCAGCAGCGGUUGUGGGAGCUGUUGAGGAUGAGGAAGUGGAGGAGGAUGAAGAAGACGUUUUGCCGAACCUGCCACCCUUGCCUCAAGAUACUAGCCUCGACGAUAUGAUAACUCAGCUUACCCCCCAGCUGGAACACAUCCAAGACCUAGUAAUAUCCUCUCCCAGUCGUGAAGUCCUUGAGUCUCGUGUGAAUUGUCUCAAUAGACUAAUUGAAGUCUGGCAGGAUGGGAAGGAGGCUAUAGUUCUAGUGCCCCAGCGUCGUGUUCUAGUGAGUACGGAGCGGCGAGAGGGAGAACUUGUGCAGCACGCCUUUGUGGAGGGCUCACAAGUCCGAUCGACGCAAUUGCAGCCGGCCAAAUCCUCUCCUGAUGGUCAUGACGACAUUCACUAUCAUCACACCUCAUCUGAAAACUUUCUCCUCUGA
Molecule: messenger RNA, 1092 nt
Organism: Echinococcus granulosus
Lineage: Eukaryota; Metazoa; Platyhelminthes; Cestoda; Cyclophyllidea; Taeniidae
Exons: 3
Coding region: 1-1092 (363 amino acids)
Source: RefSeq, a predicted model, not a curated record